Messenger RNA from Tripterygium wilfordii, 4742 nucleotides. RefSeq lists its product as uncharacterized. Bases 1447 to 4497 code for a protein of 1016 amino acids. The transcript has 4 exons. Lineage: Eukaryota; Viridiplantae; Streptophyta; Magnoliopsida; Celastrales; Celastraceae. The record is from RefSeq and is a predicted model, not a curated record.
UAAUUGAUUAGGGGGUUCUUUGCUAAUUCAUAUUGAGGGAGAAUGGUCCUAUGAGAACCAAUUAUUAUUUGUCACAACCUCAGACACAGUAGUACAAGUCAGCCAUUGACGCUGCUGCUUGAAGUAGUCGUCAAUGAAUCUACGUUACAAUGGCCAGUGGCCUCUCAUGAUCCUUAUUGUCUCUUUGCAUGCCUUUGGUUUGUUUGUAUGAUUUUUUGAUGCCUUGCAGUAGCCCAGAGGGUGCUGAAUGGGCAUUGCCAUGUCCUCUUGAUCGAACAAGCCCAUAGAUGGUACUACUUCAGCUUGAUGGUUUGGGUUUUCAAAUGAUUUCAUUUCGGCAUGCAUUCCAUGGUUCCAGUCAGAUUCAGUCAAUAAUCUGAAAAUAGAGUUUUUGAAAAGUUUAUCCUUUCGAGGCAAAUUCUGUUAUUUCAAAUAGAAAUAGCUAAAAAACCAAUCCGAGGUCUCUCUGGACUUAAAACAUAAAGAAUCACUCAUAUAAGGUUAUGAGUUCGAUUCUAAGUUGUUGGCGAUAGCCUAGCUGGUUAUCUUUGUGGAGUUGGAACAUAAAGAAUCUCAUACAAUGUCAGGUGUUUGAUUUUAAAUUGGCAUCAUUAUUUUCGAGUGGUUUGUGUUGAGUCUCGGCCCAAUUAACUUGUCGGAUGAAUUUGCAUGCGUCUAGCCUGACGCGAGUUUAGGUUUAGUCGACAAUGCAAAUAUUACACUUGCUGAAUGCUGAGAACCUGUCGGUGGGUAAUGUAUGUCCAAACGUUCAGAUUUAUAAGACAUUGAGGCCACACCACCACAGAGGGCUCGAUGGGCCCAAGUCUCAGAUUUUUUUUAUCAAUAUUGGGCUAAACAUUUUUUACACUGUGUGUAAUGGAAUCGGCCCAUCUAUUUUGGACCCAAUUAAUUGAAUUUGAAGGCCCGAGGGUAAAAUAGUAAGGGGCACGACUUGUAAUAAUUGAGAACCGGAUGGCCACAUUGGUAAAUUAACUGCUUUACUUCAAUCCCUACCGCCACUUCUUCAAAUUACCUGUUUUCUAUUUUGUUCUUUUGUAUCCCAUGAAUCGGGGAGGAGAGAUGGAGUUAAAAAAUCCUAAUUUAUGGGAUCUCACAAAGCUAUCCACCAAAAAAAGAUUUCUAAAAGAUAAUGAAUCAAAAACCCACCUCCACCUUUCUGGGAGCUUUGAUUUGGUGUUCAUUUCGUGUUCUUCAUUUCUAUUAUUAUUGCACAUUUGAUCUACAAAAGAUCAUAUGAAUUCCUGCAAUUUUCUAUAAUUGCCUUGAUAUCCCACUUGCAUUCCAAUCAAAACCCAGUUUUUCGCAUAUGGGAUUUUCGUUGAAUCCUUUCUUCGGUGUUAUUUCUUAAGAUUGCCAGUGUACAAAAGAUAAUUUUGGUUAGUGUAUAUAUUUGUAUAGAACUCUUUUGUUUUAAGAUUGUUUGAGAUGGGAAUUGACGCAAAGAAUGUUCAAGUGUACAUGUGGAAAACUCUUAGAUUUCUUAUGAUUACCAGUUGUAGAUUCAUACAUAAGUACCCUUUUGUUUCGGGUACUCUGAUAUUCUUCUUCCUUCUGUAUAUGUUCCUUCCACGAGUUUUCUAUUUUCUGAUUUAUUCUUCUCCAUUCAUUGCUUGUACUGCUGUUUUUGUUCAAGUUUAUUUCAAGUCACAAGAACAAACUGUGUUAAGGAAUGGAAAGGAGGAGGAACGGAUAUCAUCUGCCACCUCUAAUUCUCUUGCAGCUGAUGAUGCUGUCAAUAGAAGUGACGGUGCAUCUCUGCGGAACCAGAAAAGUGUUCGAAGAAAUUUCACAAAGAAGAACAGAGAAUGGGAUGCACGAGAUUUGAGAAUGGGAGAAAAUAUAUUUCCUAAGGCAACUUUGGAUGAUAUUUUGUUUGGCAAGUCUGUGCAGAAGGAAGAAGUUCCAAAAUUAGACUCCGAGGAGAAAAAAGAGUCUUCUUUGAAUCAUGGAGAAAGUGCCUCCGGCUGUGCAUCUGCUUCAGAAAAUGUUCGAGUAUGUGAUGAACACCGGCCAGGCUUUGUUCCUGAACCAUCGAAGCCUGAUAUCGCCUCACAAAAUGGCUCUGAUGAGCAAUCAGAAAAGUAUUAUGGUAAUGGAGCCAGCGAGCUAGAUGUUUCUAGUUCAGAAGAAGAGGGGGAUGAAGAAGAGGAGCGAGAGGAGCGGAAUAAUAAGGCUGUAGAAUGGACUGAGGAUGAUGAAAAGAAUCUUAUGGAUCUUGGGGAUUCUGAGUUAGAAAGAAACAAAAGGUUGGAGAACCUAAUAGCAAAACGAAGGGCAAGAAAGUUAUAUCGAAUGCACGCUGAGAAAAAUCUGAUCGACAUGGACAGUGUUCCUACGACUCAAGUAGCUCCCAUUCUUAUUUCAAGAAAUAACCCUUUCAAUAUUCUAGACAAUCCCAAUGACCUUCUGGGCUUGCAAAUGCCUGGUUCUGCUCCUUCUGUUUUGUUACCGGCAAGGAACCCAUUUGAUAUCCCAUAUGACCCACAAGAAGAAAAGCCUGAUCUUACAGCAGACAGUUUCCUACAAGAAUUUGCAGCUCCUCAUCAGAAAGAACUGAUCUUUUGCAGGCAUGAGAGCUUUUGUUGGGGACCCUUUUCCCCAUUAGAACCCAAUCAACUUGGACAUGAGCCCACUGUAAAUCCUUCUUUGAAUAUUGAUAAGAAGGCACCACAGGGCCCAGGAUUAUCUAGAUUCAAAACACAGCGAGCUAUGGGAAACCAUGACCAGCUAAUUGAACAGUUAUCAUCCGGAGAAGGUGGUACCAUGUUUCGUACUCUGAGUGUAACUGAUCUUGUGACUCAAGGUCCCCAGCCCAUAAAUCAAUUUACAAGCAAAGCUGAAAGUAAUAUGGAAACUGACAGUCGCCAUGAUAUGAAAGGAGCAGAGUUGAGAAAAGAUAAAGAUAAGGAGUUCAGCUUAAUUUGUGGAAGUGGAGCUCAAAUGAAGACAAUUUCAGAGAACAACAAUUAUGGAUCGAGUCAGUCAUCUUCAUCAGAAGACGAUGUACAUAAUUUCAAUCUAAAUAGACCUAAAGUUUCAGAAGUGCUGCAGCCAAAAGAGGAUAAAUUUCCAGAGGCGUUUAGUCGAGCUGUGAAGAAAACCUUCAUUUGCCCAUUGCCAAAGAGGAAAAUUGUAAGUGAGCCUUCAUACGAUGCAAGUCCAUCUGCAGCUGACAAGCUGAAAAUGGAAGACCGCCCAUUCUACAUGGAAAAGGGUUGUCAUACCCCAAGCCUCUCCAUUGCUUCAGACUUGCAAGUGGAGGUCUCAGAAUUAGGUUCUCCUCUGACAAUUGACGGAAAUGUUUCAUCCGGUGAUGAAGAUUCAUUGAUAUAUGAUGGGGACAUAGAUAGGGAUGAUACUUGUAGUGAAGAAAUGUGGGGCGCCUCAUUUCAUGGAGUUCGAGAAGACGAAUCAAGCUUUAGAGAAACUAAUGAGAUCAAUGAGGAGGAUGCCAUGGGGGAAAACCUUUCAACUGUGGAUGAGAAGUCAGAGGAUCAAUUCGGAUUAUCCAUUUUUUCCGAAGAGGUAGGAGAUCAAGAUUCAAACUAUGCAAGUUCAGCGUCGUCUUUGAGAACUGAAACACCUCAAGUGAGUCUAGCAUCAAUGCAUUUCUCAGAUACUGUCAAACAAGUAGCCGAAGAAGUUGGGGAACAUAGGUCUUCUACUUCUACUGGUGCAUUGUCAGCUGAAGAAGCAGUGAAGGUUAUGCAUCGUGGGGAGGAAUCAGUGGCUUGCUCUCCUCAAGAAGUGAUUCCAGAAAAGCUAGAGGAAGCAUUGACUUCUCCCCGGAAGUGUUCACAGGAGAUAAAGGAGGUUUAUGACGUGGAUGAUCCAAUAGUGCAUGAAAACGGAGAACCUUCAAAACCAGCUGGUGGUGGCAAGACUGUUGAGAAUCAAGCUACGGUGGAACAGGGAACACCAUAUGAGGAGAACAAAAAUAUGAAGGUAACUGGAGAUGCCAUAGUUCCAAUUGAGCACAUAGAAAAUGAGGGUAUGUCAAAGUCUGUUGAUGGGAGCAAAGAAGUGGAAAGCACUACAGAUGCUGGAGGUUCUGGGGUGGUCAGUUCAGCGGAAAAUCAAGAAUUGGUGGUUGAACAAGAUUCCAUCAAUUCGAGUACGUCAUCAUCUUCAAAUUCCGUAUUACCAAACGAGACUCUGCGAGGUCGAAUAUCCACGUCUGAUUUUGAUCAGCAAGGUGCCCUACAAUCUGACACAGAAAUCAUAUUAAGAACUAUAACUUUGGAUGAACACCCACCGGAAAAUUUAAUCCUGAAUAUGUCCGGAACACCUUCAGUCAGGGAGUCAUUGGAUCAACAAUCUGUUGAUAACAAUUCUAAAAAAUCACAGGAAACACAAAAUAUUGAAUUGAAUUCUACAGAGGGAGAAAAAGUUACACUUAACACGAACGAACAUGUUGAAGACAAGGAGGGCGAAGAAGAUCCUAAACCCAGCAGCGAACUGAAUGCUAGUGUCUAGUAGGAAAUAUUCAUAUGGUGGCAUUGAGAAACAGAGAUAUCUGCUGGUGCGUGGUAGAGAUUUUUAUUUUUUGAAAUGCCGCUACCAAAUAUGUUUCUCAUUGGAAUCGAAUCUUGGGUACACAUAUGUAUAACCCAAUCGAUUCUUGAUUGAGUCACCUCUCAUUGGCGCAAGUGUUUAUACUUUAUAUACUCGCAUAUUUUCUGGUUAUUUUCAGGUAAUAAAUAAAUUAUAAAUUUCUGUUA